Molecule: messenger RNA, 906 nt
Organism: Wickerhamiella sorbophila
Lineage: Eukaryota; Fungi; Ascomycota; Dipodascomycetes; Dipodascales; Trichomonascaceae
Product: Putative pyridoxal kinase BUD16
Exons: 1
Coding region: 1-906 (301 amino acids)
Biological process (GO): pyridoxal 5'-phosphate salvage
Cellular component (GO): cytosol
Molecular function (GO): pyridoxal kinase activity
Source: RefSeq, a predicted model, not a curated record
AUGAACUCGGUCUUGACGAUCCAGAGCCACGUUGUCCACGGCUAUGUGGGUAACAGAGCUGCCACUAUAACUCUUCAGCUUAGAGGCUGGGAUGUGGAUACUCUGAACAGCGUGCAGUACUCGAACCACACAGGCUACGGCAAGUUUACGGGGUCAAAAACGUCACCAGACGACAUCGCAGCUAUCUAUGGCACACUAAAAGAGCACGAUUUCAAAUAUGAUGCGUACUUGAACGGAUACUUGCCGAGUGCUGAGGCGGUUCGCCAGGUUGGAGAAAUAGGGAAAGACCUCCGCAAGCGGAAUCCAGAUAUUGUUUGGCUGCUUGACCCCGUAAUGGGCGACGAGGGCCAGUUGUAUGUCAAUCCCGACAUGGUGCCGGUAUACAGAGACAUUUUGUUGAGUGGCGCGGUCACUUUGAUCACACCAAACGCUUUCGAGGCCUCGACUCUAACCGAACUUCCAGUGGACAAUUUUGAAGAUGUUCGAAAAGUAAUCGACUGCCUGCAUGAAAAGUUCAAGGUCCCGCAUGUGGUCAUCUCAUCUGUGGUGGUUGACGAGAAACUCUAUACUAUUGCCUCGUCUCAGGGCGAGCAGGCGGUUGUUUUCGAGCUUGAUAGAAUUGACUCCUACUUUUCUGGAACUGGCGACUUCUUUGCUGCGCUCACACUGGACAACUUCAUGCGGCUCAAGCAUGAGCCCAACCGCUUAGCAUCUGCAGUGGCCAGCAGUCUGGAGACCGUGCAGAAUGUCUUGAAAAGCACUGUGACGAAGUCAAUUAGCAAGGGAUUCAAAGGAAAACGUGGCAGCACGGAGGCAAUGAAACAUUUAGAGCUGAGGAUUAUCGAGCAUCGCAAAGAAAUUAUGGAAGAUAUGCCCCAGGGACAUCCAUUUAUAGCAUUAGACUAG